AUGACGGAGAAAAGUGAUAUACACCCACACUAUCUCUCUCCCCCUCUCUCCCUCUCUCUCUCUAUCCCUCUCUCUCUCCCUCUCUCUCUCUAUCCCUCUCUCUCUCUCCCUCUCUCUCUAUCCCUCUCUCUCCCUCUCUCUCUCUCCCUCUCUCCUCUCUCUCUCUCCUCUCUCUCUCUCUCUCUCUCUAUAUAUAUAUAUAUAUAUAUAUAUAUAUGUGGAGAGGGUCAGAAUAAAAAUAAAAACGUUGAUUUUUUUUCUUUCUUUCUUAGCUACAUCAGUUAUUUUGAGAAGCUUAUAAAAACCUAUCAUGACCAAUUGUACCACAAAGAACAGGAAAUCAAACAGUUCCAGGAAGAACAGCAUGUCGUUCAGGAAAGUAUAGCCUCUGCAGUUGAGUGCCAAAUGGCUGAUAAAACAUUUCACCUGCUUAUAGAUCUUGAGUUUUUAACUCUGCCCUUGCAUGAAAGAAAACAAUUAUCUUUCUUUUCUAGACAUGAACUAAAAGAUGAUGUAAUGGACAAGAUUACAAUAAUUAGAAGAGAAGCAAUUGAAGAAAUGGAUAAAGUGAGAAUGAAGUAUAAUCUUCCUGAUGGUGAGAACUGUUUACAAGUAAACCUUUCAAGAGCCGAGGAAGUGCGACAACUUCAGGCUGAUAACAAUCAACUCAAUAUACUUUUGCUCAAACUUAGAACCAUCAAUACCUGGCGACAAAAUUUCAGCCAGGCCAAUUACCUGAAAGCCAUCAACAAAUUAAUGAAGGAUGUGAACAAGCUGAAAAGAGAAAACAUUAAACUAAAUUUGUUGUCAAACAAAGAGAACCAGUUGCUUAAACAACAAGUUACAGCAUUGCGCCAUGAACUGGCCAACACCGUGAAAGAGUUUUCAUCACUCAGAACUCAACUUGAUGCAGAGUUGAGACUGAAAGAAGAAAAACUGCAUAGAAAUAAACAGGAUUUGGAAUACGAACUGCAAAAAGAUCAAAUCAAACAGGAACACAUGGACAGAUUGUUGGAGGAACUUAGCCAGAAAGAAAUGAAAGUGAAAAUGUUCUGCAAAAGUCAAGCGCAGAGAAGAAUGACACUUGCUGAAAAUCAAAGCAGAGUUGCCGUCAGUUCUCUCAAGAAGUUUCUGGAACAAGAAAGAAAUCUGAAACUGAAAGCUUUCCAAGAAGUUGACCGUCUGCGAACUUUGGUUGAUGAACUUGAAACCCCCAUGGUCAGCCAAAGUCGACCCAAGUCUGCAAUUCCUGCACGAUCAUCAACCUCUUUUGGUGCAUACAGGUCAAGGCAGAGUUCUGGUCGAUCUACUGCUCUUCCCAGUCAUUCCUUUUCAUCUACAAGUAAUGGGUCAACACGAACAGGUUGGGCAAAGAAACGAUCUCUAACAGUAGAUCCCAAAGAUGCUCGUACAACUGAAAGACGUAAAAUGAUACAAAGACCCAAAACAUUCGCCGGCCAUUCGUCUCUGACGUUGAUUCUGCCGUUGACCAAACGAAUAAUCUAUUUUGAUCCGUGUUUUCAUGAAUCUAAGGAAUACCAAAAGAAAAUCAUCAAUCAUUUAUUGAACACGGUCUGCCGACGUCUUCAGAAACCUGGCGACAAGUGGACCGUUCUCUCUUUGAAAGAUCCUCCCAAGACCUUCACGCGGGAGGAAUGCGAAAUUCUGGUUAAAGCAUUUGCCGAACAGGUCCUACACCGAUCGAAAUCUUUCACAAUCAGUCCGAAUCUCUUAAAAGAGAAACAGGCACAAAUGCUGAACCUCUCCAGCCUGUUAGGCAAACCUGUUUUGUCGUGGAAUAUGUCUUGA
Acanthosepion pharaonis is the source of this 1809-nucleotide messenger RNA. The record is from the annotation of a GenBank genome assembly. NCBI's taxonomy places the organism in Eukaryota, Metazoa, Mollusca, Cephalopoda, Sepiida, Sepiidae.